UCACCUGGUAUAAUUAUACAAUAGCGUACGUCACUUCCGUCGUGCCUGAACAGUCACGCGUUUUAUGAAUGAGAUCCACCAGGAUUAGUCGCUGUACUUCACAGACAGUUACAAACUCGGAGAAAGAAGUGUUUCAGUGGAAAUAUAUCAAACUUAAGCUGAAGAAGCCCUUCUCUUCCAAUAUUCCAGAGAAGAUGGGGGAAUUCAACACAGUCCAAAGGUUCCGCCUAAUAUUCAUACUACUUGUAAUACCCUGUUGGUCUUUAGCAUUGGGUCAGACAGAACAUACUUAUAUAGCUACUACUGGUAUAGCAUGUGUCCUCUGCCCUCCUGGAUACUUCCACAUAAAGGAUUGUGAUACUCCAAAUACAAUUGCGGUGUGCAGGCCAUGUCCAACAGGAACAUUUUCAAGAACUUACAACAGAGCUAUACAUUGCGCCGCCUGCAUGCCUCACUGCGAGUCGGAUGUCCUUGUCACGGUUCAGAAGUGUAACGCCACUAUGAACAUGGUGUGUGAUUGUCCCCCCGGAUUGAUUCUUGAAAACCCCAUGGACAAACACCAUGCUAAAUGUACGCCUUUUCAAGGCUGUGACGCAGGAUCCGGAGUGAUUGAGCAAGGUACUCAAGGUCAUGAGCCCGUUUGCGCAAAGUGUAGACCAGGCAUUACUUUUUCCCCGGAGGUAUCAUGGAAUGAACCUUGCUAUCCAUGCACGCAAUGCCCGAACAAUGACGUUUUGCAUGAAUGCAACGCAACACACGACAGCAUUUGUAAUUUCCCGAGACAAUCCUGGCGUGUGUAUGCCGUAAUACCUUCUAUAGUUAUUAACUGUUUGUUCAUGCUGCUGGCUUUAAUUAAAUUUGCAAUAGUAAUAUACAGACGACGGUUUAUAAAAAAGAGAGAUGAACCAACAAUUGAUGUAGAGGAACGCAGACCCUUGAAUGUAUCUAGCAACAGAAGCAGUGAUUCCGGUUUGGACAGGAGUUCUGUACAAAUAGAAAUGGAGCCGUUAGGUACUAACUGGGGACCUAUAUUCCAGAUGGUGUCCAGCCAUAUAACAGACAACUGGAAGGAUGUGAUACGGAGUCUGUUUCAUGCCAUAGACGUUGACGAAUGUGAUACAAUCAUUCAGGAAAAUCAAAAUAACAACCUACCUGAAACGGAACAGAUUUACCAGUGCCUUUCAAAAUGGCAACAACAAAGAAGAUCUCAUUCGACAGACGUCCUUGUCCAAAUCCUAACCGAGAACUCCUACCAUAAUCUCGUGCGAACAUUGCAAACUGAUUUUCAGUCGGAAUUCACGACAAAUCCGGACACAACCUGAAAAAAGCAAUCCUUCGAUUUGGUCAACGGAAUUCUGAACAGCAGGAUGAUUUGUCCCCAAUUUCACGUGAUCUUUUGAUGGUCGGGUUGAACUGUGGAUAACGCAACCGCCUUUGAACGAGUCGACCGGGGUUUGAUUUCCCGAUCGGACGUGAAAAGAUAUGGGUCACCUGCUCGACCACGUGGUUACUGCCGGUUGCUCCAAUUACAUUUCACCUAAAGACACCAUUUGCGCUUUCGACCGGAUCAACAAGAGUGCUUGAUGUAUAUAGGUUGAUCUUACUUGGGUUUUUUGAUUGUUGAAAGAAUCAUAAACAUACGUUGUAAUAAUUAAAAAAUAAAUUAACAAGAGUGUGUCAUUUGAUGAGAUUUAAAAUUGUGAUACGCUCGACAAACUGUAUGUCGUAACGGAUUUAACAUUUGUUUUAUUGUAAUAUGAGUAGUUACAGACAGUAAACAGCUUGUAUUAAGUACCUUGCGAUCAUGAUGAGGAUCGGUAGUAUGUAGCAUUUGUUGUUACAGGCAUCGUGUCAUAUAUGUAAGAGUGAAUCACUGCACAAAACAAAUCUGGAUUAUUUUGCUUGUUCAAUAUUAAAAUUGAUAUCGGUUUCAUCGGAAUAUUUCA
Messenger RNA from Mizuhopecten yessoensis (Yesso scallop), 1946 nucleotides. Its product is annotated as tumor necrosis factor receptor superfamily member 5-like. NCBI's taxonomy places the organism in Eukaryota, Metazoa, Mollusca, Bivalvia, Pectinida, Pectinidae. Gene Ontology annotation, molecular function: protein binding. The transcript has 8 exons. The record is from RefSeq and is a predicted model, not a curated record. Gene Ontology annotation, biological process: signal transduction. The coding region runs from base 69 to 1322 and encodes 417 amino acids.